AUGACAACAAUUAGCCAAUUAUCUCAAAAGACAAAAGAUUUAUCAUUACAAUCAAUUCAAAUUGAAUUGAAAAAUCCAAAUGGUGUUCAAGAAGGAUAUCAAGAUUUUGCUAAGGAAUUACCAGCUUUAUCACGUAAAAGAUUAGAAAAAUAUGGUAUUGAUUUAUCAAAAGGUUAUCCACGUCGCCCUGAUCAUAUUCCAAUUUUCCUAGAUGAAGCUUACAAGAUUAGAAAUCGUCCAAAUCCAAAUUAUAUUGAACGUGGAUUAAAUGCUGAUCCUGAGAAAAAGGCAUUAUUUGGUGCUGCAACUGAAGUUGUCAAUUUAACUAAAUAUAUUGGUACGGAAAUUGUUGGAUUACAAUUGAGUGAUUUAAAUGAACAACAAUUGGAUGAAUUGGCUUUAUUAAUUGCUGAAAGAGUUGUUGUUGUUUUCAGAAAGCAAGAUCUUUCACCACAAAAACAAUUAGAAAUUGGUGAAUAUUAUGGAGAAGUUGAAGAACAUCCAUUAACAGGACAAGCUAAAAAAGGUAUCACAGUUGUUUGGAAUAAAUUUAACAGAGGUGGCCCAUUAAUUAAAUUUCAACGUGGUGCAUUUGCUGGAUGGCAUACUGAUUUAGACCAUGAAUUUAGUCCAGCAGGUAUUACACAUUUACAUUUAGAUUCUACAUCUGAAACUGGUGGUGAUACUGGAUUUAUUAGUGGAUAUGGAGCAUUUGAUAAAUUAUCACCUUCAUUCCAAAAAUUCCUAGAAGGUAAAGUUGCCAUUCAUAAAAGUGCACAUGUUUAUUAUGAACGUGAUGAUAUCUUAAGUGGACCAAAACAUAUUGAGAGGGAACAUCCAUUAGUUGUUACACAUCCAGUUACAGGUUGGAAAUCAUUAUUUGUUAAUCCUGCACAUGUUGUUCGUAUUAAAGAUUUGGAAAAAGAAGAGAGUGAUUUAGUUUUAAAAUAUUUGAAUGAAGUUUAUGCUAAAAAUUUAGAUAUUCAAGUUAGAGUUCAUUGGCAACCAGUUAAAGAAGAUGAAGGAGUUUCAGUUAUUUGGGAUAAUAGAAUUAGUCAACAUGUUGCAAUUUCAGAUUAUAAUGAUCAAUGGGAAGGACCAGUUCGUCAUGCUCAUAGAGUUACAAGUUUAUCAACACCUCCAGUUUUCGAUCCAAAUUCUAAAUCUCAAAGAGAAGCUUUAGGCUGGGAUAAUUAA
Molecule: messenger RNA, 1197 nt
Organism: Hansenula anomala
Lineage: Eukaryota; Fungi; Ascomycota; Saccharomycetes; Phaffomycetales; Wickerhamomycetaceae
Product: TauD/TfdA dioxygenase family protein
Exons: 1
Coding region: 1-1197 (398 amino acids)
Cellular component (GO): cytoplasm
Molecular function (GO): 2-oxoglutarate-dependent dioxygenase activity
Source: RefSeq, a predicted model, not a curated record